This is a messenger RNA of Prorocentrum cordatum, 417 nucleotides long. NCBI's taxonomy places the organism in Eukaryota, Dinophyceae, Prorocentrales, Prorocentraceae. The record is from the annotation of a GenBank genome assembly.
GAGGAGGAGGAGGAGGAGGAGAAGGAGGAGGAGGAGGAGCAGCAGCAGGAGGAGGAGGGAGCAGGAGGAGGAGGAGGAGCCCUUGGGCCUCGAGGCCCUGGCCAGCCGAUCCACACAUCCACGGCGGGUGCCGGUGAGCCGAGCUGGCAGACGCCCGGAGGCCAGCCCUCGGCGGCCGCGGCAGGCGCGGUGGGCCGCGGGGCUCGGCGCCGCUCGCGCGCCCCCGGGCUCGAGGCUCGAGGGAAGCCUCCGGGCACUUUCCUCGGCGAUCGCCGGGGCUGCCGGCUUCGGGCGGCUGCGCCCUGCCAUUCGCCGAGGGGCGUCCGGGGAAGACGCGCGGAGGCCAGGGGAGGCAGAGGGAGAGACGGGGGUGAGGACGAGGAGCAAGAGCAGACACUAUACAGCCGAUGGCAGUAG